This is a messenger RNA of Myxocyprinus asiaticus (Chinese sucker), 3649 nucleotides long. RefSeq names its product carbohydrate sulfotransferase 3-like. Gene Ontology annotation, cellular component: Golgi membrane. The record is from RefSeq and is a predicted model, not a curated record. Lineage: Eukaryota; Metazoa; Chordata; Actinopteri; Cypriniformes; Catostomidae. Gene Ontology annotation, biological process: N-acetylglucosamine metabolic process; carbohydrate metabolic process. Gene Ontology annotation, molecular function: chondroitin 6-sulfotransferase activity; N-acetylglucosamine 6-O-sulfotransferase activity. The transcript is spliced from 3 exons. The coding region runs from base 478 to 1755 and encodes 425 amino acids.
AGGACACGUUUCCAGCACGCUGCCAAGGAGAAAAGCGCAAAUGGAGAUACAUCUAUAUUUUUGUCUUUUAACUCUGUGAGACUUUAGAAAUGACGUUGGGAACCUUCGACUCGGUAGUGAGAGAAACAUGUCAAAGUUGGGUCUUUAAACUUCAUUGAAUCAUCUCUUCCUUUUGUCUGUGGGGAAAAAGAUGAUCAGGGCAUGAAGUCUGUAUUAUAAGUCAAAUACUAACGUUAAUAUAAAGCCUUUUUAUUCACUUAACUCACUGCAGUAUUUUGGGGUCUUCACAUACUCAAAGGAACAAUGUGUACCAGACGGGACCAUUCAGGAUGCUCCGGAUGAGCCACUGGAGACCCGUUUAGUCUGAAAGAUGAAUUUUACUCCUAGGUUCUUAUAUGAGAUGAACCAAAAACUGCAGGCAUCUGCGAAUUAUUAGCAGUCCGUGAAGGCAUUUUCUAAAUACAAUUUAAUUUGAGAAUGAGGAACAAGUAUGCAGUCAUCCUUAUCUGCAUUGUGGCACUUGUCAUCAUUGAAAAGGAAAACAAUAUUAUUUCAAGGGUCUCAGAUAAGCUGACACUCCGACGAGCAACACAGACUUUGGAGUCUCAAGUGCUCUACAAUGCUUCCAAUGCUCUGGUCAUAAUGGAGGACAACAGCUCAUAUCCAGAGGAGAUGUAUGCUGAGAAUGACACUCAGAUCUUAAAGGCAGGCCAUAAGCACAUCCUCUUGAUGGCUACAACACGGACAGGUUCCUCCUUCGUGGGCGAAUUAUUCAACCAACAGGGUGCCAACAUGUUUUACCUCUUUGAGCCACUGUGGCAUGUGGAGAAGAUGUUAUCGAUUGGCACGAGUGGCACAAAUGCCAGUAUGGCUGUUUGGGUGUACAGGGAUGUCCUGCAGCAUCUCUUCUUGUGUAACUUCUCCAUGUUGGAGCACUUCAUCAGUCCUCCUCCUCAGGAUCAUGUUACCCCUGCCCUUUUCCGCAGGGAGUCCAGCAUAGCCCUGUGUGAAGAGCAAGUCUGCACUGCUGUCAUUAAAGACGUUUUCGAGAGGUACCACUGCAAGACAAGGCGGUGUGGACCGCUCAAUUUGACCUUGGCGUCUGAGGUCUGCCAGGCAAAAAAGCACAGGGUUAUCAAAACUGUGAGGGUCCAGCAGCUAGACACGCUUCGUUCCCUAGUGGAGAACCCUCAAUUGGACAUCAAACUCAUACAGCUGGUAAGGGACCCGCGAGCCAUCCUGGCAUCAAGGAUGGUGGCUUUUGCCAGUAAGUACCAGAACUGGAAAAGCUGGGCUGUGAAUGGGGACGUACCUGUCGAGGAUGAGCAGGUGAAAAGCCUCGAAGGAAACUGUAACAACAUCCGCAUGUCUGCCGAGCUGGGCUUGAGUCAGCCUAAAUGGCUGGAAAACCGUUACAUGCUUGUACGUUACGAGGAUAUUGCCAGAUAUCCCAUGCAGAAAGCAGCUGAAAUGUACAAUUUCACAGGGAUUCCAUUUACAACACAAGCAAGGGACUGGAUCCUUAAGAACACACAUGCUUCAACGGAAGACAGUGGUGUGUAUUCCACCCAAAAAAACUCCUCAGAACAGGUGGACAAAUGGCGGUUUAGUAUACCGUUCAAACUGGCCCAAGUUGUUCAGCAAGUUUGUGGACCAACCAUGAAGCUUUUUGGGUAUAGGUUUGUACACAAUAAACAGACACUGGUAAACAGAUCUUUUAGUUUGCUUGAAGAGAAAGAAUUUACUUUGUCAUAGAUUUGAUUAUUUUUCACGUUUUGAUGCAUGCAUUUUGAAAGGCGACCCAGUUGUGAAAUGUGACAGGUUUAGCACAGUGGGAUGUUUUGCAUUUUAAAGUAUGUGUGUCAUGUAUAACAUGGUUUGAAUGGAACGCAAGAACCUCUAUCUUGGAUUGGUUAAUUGAGAUUGAGCAACUGGUUUAAGAUGCCUACAUUUAUAUUUACAUUUUACAUUUAGUCAUUUAGCAGAUGCUUUUAUGCAAAUCAACAAACAAAUAAGGUAUAUAACAAGCAAUUUGUGAUACAAAAGUCAACAAUAUCUGCAGUAUCGCACCAUUUGAAAAACAAAGUUGUAAUGUAAUGUAAUGUGAGGACAAAAUCCUCCAUACUUUUUGCAUGAGAAAAGAGUUGCUCUGACAGUGUCUGACACGUGGACAUGUGUGAUUGUGUAAGUAUAUUUGUGUGUGAGAGCGUGUAUCUGGGAAUAUUUCAUUUAUCACUCAACCUGAAAAAAAUUACCUGAAAGGAUAACUUUAUUAACUAUAAGGAAACAAAGGAAAAUUUUAUUUAUGUAUGGUGCUUCUAGGAUUGUGGGUCCUUUUAAGUGGGUUUGUUGAAAGUAAGGAAAUUUAUCUGGCUAUUACGCGAUAUUAACUGGGAAAAUAACUUUGCCACUGGGCAAACAGGCUUUCAGUUUAAAAAGGCAGCUUUUGGCAGCCAGCUGUGAUUACAGAGUACAAUGGUUGUAUUAUUCUCCACAAAACUGAAGUGCAGAAUAGUCCUCUGUCCAUGCAAUAUAAUAAUUUUAAAAUAAGACUGGAAUGAAGAAAAAAAUGUGGAAAAUUGAAAUAAAAAAAGAGCAUUGUGAAUUAUGCAAUUUAAAUUAAAAGUUUAUGUUUGUAAACUCUUGCUUAAGAAAAUACCAUUAAGAGGAAUCAUUUCAUUCUUAAUAUGAAAGUGAAAACAACCCGACUCAUAACUAAUUUCAAGUUUCUGCGUUUUCUCACAGGAUGGAUAAAAUACAAAAUACUCUAUUCGGACUCUCUGCCAACAGCGCAAAAUAAUGGAGAAAACACCAAAUAUUCCAAUAAAUUUUGUUCUUUGGCUAUGGCAAAGUACACAGGAGGAAUACAUGAUAAAUUCAUAACAAUUUUUAGGCAUUAUGUGGCUUUUUAGUGUAUGGCUGCACCUUCACUUCGGACAGUGUAUACAUCUGACAGUACCAAUUAAGGACAAUAUGAAGGUGGAGUGUUUGUGUCUAUUAAUGAGAGGAAACUCUUAUCCUACAAAGGACCUCUAAAUACUAUAAACAGGAGAUUUUAUAAGCUGUUUUUCUUUAGAGACAUAACACUCAGUACAAUCUCUUCAUUGGGAAAAAGCAUAGCAUUUUUGAAGCAUUGUAAUGGUAUUUACUUACACAUAACUUCAUUAGUUUGAAGCCCUCAGGGCAAACACUACUUCAGUCCCUUUCAAAACUUCACAUAAGCGUUACUUUUAGAAUGACCAAUUGUGAAUUAUUCUUAGUUAAACAUCAGGAAACACUGAGUCAGUCUUCCAUGACAAAAUAACAAAACAAUUAUCGACAUGAAAUUUCCAUGAACAUUCCCUAAAUCUUUGUUAGUAAUUUAAGAGCUAAACUUGGGAACAGUGAUGUUUUCUUUGUAAACAUAACUUUACAAUCUUAUCUGACUUGUUAUUUUGGAUAUACAAAUUUACGGUGAACUCAUUCCACAUCAUCCUGAAACAGUUUCCUGAGCUGUGCCUUGGCAACUCAGAUGUUCUUUAAAUAUAGCUACAUUGGUAUAUUUAUGGCUUACAUCAUAUCGACUCUGAUAGAAAGAGACAGAACUGAAAAUGUUACCUUGAGGGUUGAGAUCCACCCAUAUUCACACAUAUACAUCAUAUUUAUAGCA